This is a messenger RNA of Pocillopora meandrina, 1343 nucleotides long. The record is from the annotation of a GenBank genome assembly. Lineage: Eukaryota; Metazoa; Cnidaria; Anthozoa; Scleractinia; Pocilloporidae.
AUGGCUGCCGUGGCGAAGAACAUCAGUCCUCGAUAUUUACGACAAUUUGCCGUGGUAAGAGGUUAAGCCGAUAGUAAAGUUACUUUGGCAAGACAAUAUUAUGUUGUAAUUUAUUCUCCUGUGGUUUUCAUCGUUUGUAAACGCAAUGUACUUUUAUUUUUACAUGCCGCACAUAGAGUAUAUUAGUAGAAUUCAUAUUAGGCUACCGUCAGUAGUGAUGAAUACCAAGUUACUUCUAUCUAAUUACGUUUUGUUAUUUUUCAGCGGAUUCCAACAGCAAUGUGGAGGUUGACAUCCAGCAGCUCAGCAUCUGAUGACGGCGAUUCCGUCAACACGGCCAGUUCUAGUUCACCAACAGGUGUGAAAAUUCUUUAACACAAGAAAGUAACUUGGUUUACUAAUUUCUUUCGUCCAGUCUAGCUGUGGCUGGUAUAGUAGCCAGGUGAUUGACUGUUCGUCUGCCAGUCUGUUUUUCUGUCUGUUUAUCUGACCACCCUAGUGGGACUGACUGAAUCACUCUCUGACUGUCCCUCUUACCAAUUGUCUAUUAACUAGCUUACCAGCUGACAGACUGUAUGAGUGACUGGCUCACAGAUGGACUUAUUAGUUAAUGAAUUAACUGAUUUGAUUGAUUGACCAACUGAAUGACUGAGCAAUUAACUCAUUAAUUUACUGACCGACUGACUGAUGAAGCUAUCGAAUCCUAGAUUGAUUAACUAACUGACUGAGAGAUUUAUUUAUUGAUUGACUGACUGACUGACUGAGCAAUGAACUCAUUGAUUAGUGGACUUACUGACUGACUGAGAGACCAACUCAUUUACUUUUUACUAACUGACUUGCAGACUGACUGAUUGAUUGCCUCUCAGACUGACUGUUAGACUGUGUGACUGCCUGAUCCAGUGAAAGACUGCUUGACUUCCUGACAAACUAACUGACUGACUGACUUUCUGACAGACCAACUGAGUGAAUGGCUGACUUACUAACUGACUGAAAGACAGAAAGCUAAUUUAUUGAUUGAUUGCUCAAAUAAUUAACACACUCACCAGCCGACUGACUGGCUGACUGACAUACCUAUUGGCUGAAUGACUGAUUUUAUGAUUUAACCAGACUUUCAUAUUUUUUAGUCUAUUGUUUUAGGGAAUAAUUUCUAUAUAACAAUCCUUUUGUUGGCAGAAAACAAAGAAGAGGUCAGUGACAUAAGCACAUACAAAGUGAAGGACUACUAUUCAUACAAUGAAUACUCUUUCUAUGAUUUGGAGAAUGUCAUUGAUGCUACUGGAAAGAGGCAAAUCCAGCCAAAUCCUACAGAGAAGUACGCUCACACUGACCCUUGGACGACAUAG